Molecule: messenger RNA, 1642 nt
Organism: Anopheles aquasalis
Lineage: Eukaryota; Metazoa; Arthropoda; Insecta; Diptera; Culicidae
Gene: DCP2
Product: decapping mRNA 2
Biological process (GO): nuclear-transcribed mRNA catabolic process, nonsense-mediated decay; deadenylation-dependent decapping of nuclear-transcribed mRNA
Cellular component (GO): P-body; cytoplasm
Molecular function (GO): RNA binding; 5'-(N(7)-methylguanosine 5'-triphospho)-[mRNA] hydrolase activity; manganese ion binding
Source: RefSeq, a predicted model, not a curated record
AAUCCUGAAAUUCGUGGACGAUUUCAGGCAUCCGCGAUGGCUUUAAACGUUUCGCUCAGUGCCUUCCAAUCGAUCGUAGUGUCCGAGGUGAAGGCAAAGCAGACGGCAUCCGUUGCCAUCUCGACCGACAUCCUGGACGACUUAGCCAGCCGCUUCAUCAUCAACGUACCGGUAGAGGAGCGCGAGAACCUGAUACGGAUCUGCUUCCAGGUCGAGCUGGCCCACUGGUUCUACCUCGAUUUCUAUUGCUCGGAGAACAAGCAAAAGUGUGGCAUCAAACAGUUUGCGCAGCAAAUUUUCAAGCAUGUUCCAUUCCUACAACCACACUGGCCACAGGUAGAUGAGGUGUUGGAAAACUGGAAGCAGUACAAGCUGACGGUACCGACGUACGGUGCGAUCCUGCUGUCGGAGGACCUGAAGCACGUCCUGCUGGUACAAUCAUUCUGGGCGAAAUCUUCGUGGGGCUUUCCGAAGGGGAAAAUCAACGAGCACGAGGAACCGGAACACUGUGCCAUCCGGGAGGUGUACGAGGAGACGGGAUACGAUAUUAAGAACCUCAUCAAGCCCUCCGAGUACAUCGAGAUGACGAUCAACUACCAGUAUACGCGCCUGUACCUGGUUCCCGGUGUACCAUUGACGACGGUGUUCGAACCAAAGACCCGGAACGAGAUCAAAUGUUGCGCGUGGUUCCCCGUCGAGCAGCUGCCAGUGACGAAGCACGAGAACCUCGUCAAAGAUAAUCAGAACUUUUCCGGCAACUCGUUCUUCAUGAUACUGCCGUUCGUGAAGCGGCUAAAGAGGUGGAUCGAGAAGCCCGGAAAGGGUAGCAAGGCAGCCGGUAAGGGUGGCAUCCAUCUGCAGGCCACCAAUUCGCCCGUGCUCGGAGGUCCGGGAAAACAGAAAAUCUUCUUCGAAAACAAUCUAAACAAUGGCGGUGGUGGAAGCGGUAGCAAGAACCAGUCGGGCAGCCAACAGCCCCUUCAGCAACAAGGGCAACGCGCUAGGCAAAGGCAUAAAUCGAUGGGAGAAAUUGAACCACACAAUGCGGGAUCCCGUGCUAAAAAUACAUUUGGCACUCCAACGGUCAACCAGAUUCAACAGCCACACCAACACCAGCAGCAGCAGAGUGUUCCGAAUCAACCGUUCUACAAAAACAGUCCAAACUACAGUCAGCAGCAACAACAGCUACCGAACAUGGAUCUGAGCCGGUCCGUGCGUGCAACUAGCGUUACCGGGGAUGGAGGAUACCAAGAUUUCUCGGCCGGUAUCGUAGAAGGAUCGUCGGCUUGGUCGAAGAAGAGCUUGAAAAAGGCCGAUAACUCGCUGACUGUGUCUGGCGGAUCGGCCCCGGGAACCGGGCAUAGCGCUGAGCGGGCCGGGAAGAAUCAAACGAAAAGAAAACUCUUCGAUAACUUUCCACCCAGCACCGACGAACAUUCCGCCAGUGGUGGUCAUGGGGCUAAAGACGACGCUUUCGCCGAGUUCGACAAGAUCGAAGCGUGGGUUUCGUUCCGGCUGGAUUAUAGUAAAUUCCUCUAGGAAUUUUGGUUUAUCAAAAAGGCGAACAUUGGCGAACAAAUUGGGAUUUUACCCAUAAACGAUAAAUUUUAUUUCUUUGGCAAAUAAAAAGAUUCACAAAUGA